UACAGUUAUGUUCGAGUUACUCUCAUUUUUUUAGGUUGAGGAUUACUUACAGAAGGGUAUGUUGUGACUUGUGAUUCUGAUUCUACAGAGGAUGUUUAUGGCCUUGUUUUCUCCUCCUCCUCCAUGUCAUUUCCCACCAAUCUCUGCUAAUUUUUCUGCAAAAAACAGUUUCUUCCAAAGGCCUUGUCUCUCCUUAAUCUCCAGGAGAAGUCUGUUUCUUUUGUUAUCCACAAAGGCAACUGAUAAUGGUGUAGGUGUGGUGGGUUCUGCUGAUAUUGUAAAGGAGGAGAGAGUGGUGAAGGGAGAUGCUUCUCCAACUGGUUAUGAGCAGAGGUUGGAGAAAGAAUAUGGUUCUCUUGGGUCGACUUGCGGGAUUAAGGGUUUGUCCAGAAUACAGGAUUCGAGAUGGGUCAUAAACUGGUAUUUGAAACCAUUUGGGAAAGAUUGUGAGACCAAUUUGGAUGCCAUUACUGAUGCAGAAUGUUCAUGGGCACGCUCAGUUACCCAUAAUGUUGAAAAUGACAAGAAGCCACUGAGGUGGGUGUAUUCUUUCUCAACUGGAGCAGCAGCAUGGCUGAGUUCGGCACAAAUAGUUCACUCAAGUCCGGAGAUUAGAUUGAAUAUGGUUUAUGAAACUGGAGAACUAUUUGAAUUAGGAAUUCAGCUAUCUUACCUGCUUUUACUAUUAGGCUUGCUUGGGGCUGGUACCUUCUUUGUGAUUCGCCAAGUCCUUGUUCGUAGAGAGCUUGACCUUUCUGCUAAAGAGUUGCAGGAGCAGGUUCGAAGUGGUGACGCUAGUGCUACCGAGUUCUUUGAACUUGGUGCUGUAAUGCUUAGAAGGAAAUUCUAUCCUGCAGCGACAAAAUACUUGCUGCAGGCUAUUGAGAGAUGGGACGGAGAUGAUCAAGAUCUUGCCCAGGUUUACAAUGCCCUCGGUGUCAGCUAUGUUCGCGAUGGAAAGCUUGAAAAGGGUAUAACUCAGUUUGAGAAUGCUGUGAACCUCCAACCAGGGUAUGUAAUAGCUUGGAAUAACCUUGGUGAUGCCUAUGAAACAAAGAAAGAUUUAAAAUCUGCCCUGAAGGCAUUUGAAGAAGUGCUCCUUUUUGAUCCUAACAAUAAGAUAGCACGUCCCCGUCGAGAUGCAUUAAAGGAACGGGUAAACAUGUACAAGGGAAUUCCUGUGAAAUCAAAGAAAGAGAGGUAAUUUUCUGUGGCUCUAUGUAAAUUUAUAUUCUGUGAUUUUUUUUUUUUGACUUUGUAAUCAUUUUAGUCCCAUUGAGCAUGUUAAUUUA
Telopea speciosissima is the source of this 1292-nucleotide messenger RNA. RefSeq names its product tetratricopeptide repeat domain-containing protein PYG7, chloroplastic. Gene Ontology annotation, molecular function: protein binding. The transcript has 4 exons. Bases 92 to 1204 code for a protein of 370 amino acids. The record is from RefSeq and is a predicted model, not a curated record. NCBI's taxonomy places the organism in Eukaryota, Viridiplantae, Streptophyta, Magnoliopsida, Proteales, Proteaceae.